AUGGAGGAUUCUAUGGACUCUAUGCCUACAGAAGAAUCAGCAUUAGAACUGUAUGAACAACUAUCUGCAUUAUGGUUGAAAGCCGGUAUGUGCGCAAGAAAGUGGCUUUCAAAUUCACGUAUCGUAUUAGAAAAUAUACCGCAGAAAGAAAGAGCCAAGGAGGUAAACCUAGACACAAGUUACUUACCGACCACAAAAGCCUUGGGAGUGACAUGGCAAGCUGAGGAAGACGUCUUUACAUUUAAACUGAAUAAAAAUGUUAGCUCAGUACCAACAGUCAGAAAAAGAAACCUACUGAAAAGAGUCGCUAGCCUAUUCGAUCCGCUAGGUUUUCUCUCCCCUUACAUUGUUAAAGGUAAAAUACUCCUGCAGCAGUUUUGGUUAGGAAGAUAUGAUUGGGACGAUAGAGUAAGCAGUAACUUGACUGACAAAACUAUGGAAUGGCUGGAUGAUCUACCUGUAUUAAAUAAGGUCAUUAUACCGCGAAGUUUAUCGUUUAACGACUCGAAAAAUCCAUCACUGAACGUCUUCGUUGAAGAAGCAUAUGGAACAGCUGUCUUUAUGAGAUCUAAAAAUCAAGAUGAUGACAUUAGUGUGAAAUUUGUGUGCAGCAAGACCAGAGUUUCACCCCUCACUGCUGUUAACAUUCCUCGUCUUGAGCUUAUGGCAGCGGUUUUAGGACUUCGUCUAGCACUAACUGUUACAAAAGCAAUUGUAAUGAGCAUGAUUAAAGUUACGUUCUGGACAGAUAGUGCUAACGUUAUUCAUUGGAUAAGCAAUGAAAGUAGACGAUUCAAGCCUUUUGUGGCACAUAGAAUUGGAGAAAUACAUACAUAUAGCGCGCCUAAACAGUGGCGGUAUGUUUCAACUACUGAUAAUCCAGCAGAUAUAGCGUCAAGGAGAACAACUGCGGAAGAUCUCGUACAGAACACACUAUGGUGGAACGGUGACGUUACAACAGAAGAUCUUUUAGAUCCAGAGAGAUUCUCUGAUUGGUCGCGUCUUCUUAGAGUAACAGCAUGGGUCAAAAGAUUUGCAGACAACUUUAGGAAUACAAAUGACAGAAACAAGAACAGUGUAUUGACAGUGAAAGAAUUACAAGAAGCAGAGAACUUGUUGAUACAUAAAGCGCAAGUAAAACAGUAUCCAGAAGAAUACUCGAGCAUAGUUAAAGGUCAACCAAUACCAAGAAACAGUAAACUGAUUCCGUUGAAUGUAAAAAUAGACGAACAAGGUAUGAUGAGGUGUGAUACAAGACUAACGCAUGCAAGAUUUUUGCCAUAUGAUGUAAGAUAUCCAAUUAUAUUACCGCGUAAAAGUCCUGUAACAAGACUGCUUGUAAAGAGCUUCCAUGAAGAAGGGAAUCAUUAUGGUACAAAUCAAACACUGGCAGCAAUGUCUUCGAGAUACUGGUUUAAUUUUGUGCUUAUGUAG
Mercenaria mercenaria is the source of this 1434-nucleotide messenger RNA. RefSeq lists its product as uncharacterized. Bases 1 to 1434 code for a protein of 477 amino acids. The transcript is spliced from 2 exons. The record is from RefSeq and is a predicted model, not a curated record. NCBI's taxonomy places the organism in Eukaryota, Metazoa, Mollusca, Bivalvia, Venerida, Veneridae.